Daucus carota subsp. sativus is the source of this 1370-nucleotide messenger RNA. Its product is annotated as probable mitochondrial import inner membrane translocase subunit TIM21. The record is from RefSeq and is a predicted model, not a curated record. NCBI's taxonomy places the organism in Eukaryota, Viridiplantae, Streptophyta, Magnoliopsida, Apiales, Apiaceae. Gene Ontology annotation, biological process: protein import into mitochondrial matrix. Bases 194 to 1021 code for a protein of 275 amino acids. The transcript has 7 exons. Gene Ontology annotation, cellular component: TIM23 mitochondrial import inner membrane translocase complex.
AUGUUGCCAUUUUGACCCGACCCAUCAACUUCUCCCGUAAUAAAACCCUCCUGUUUCUUGGGUUUUGCUCGAUUAGUUCUCUUCAAAGUUGCAUCUUUGUGUUUGUAUGGAUUUAAUGUUAACUUAAUUAUCCCUUGAAAUAUCUGGGCUUGUUGAAACAGUACAAAAGAUUGUUGCAAUUUGUGUAAAAAUCAUGUUUUGUACAAAAAGUGUCAAGAGAGCUGGGCUUCUUUUGAAUAGGAGCAGAUGGAUCACUAGUUUUUCCAAAUCGAGCGAUGGGGUUUUUAAUCAUGUGGCUUCUGCUCCUGCCGAUAAUAUCGCCAAAAGGGGAUUGCUUGGACCAACAGGAAUUGGUGGUCUCUUUAGAAGGAAUCAAAUUAAUAAUUGUCUAGUGAACUAUCAGUCCCUGUUUCAUCUCUCAAAAACCAACACAGCAGAACCUGCCAUGUCUUCCUUUGCUAGAGCCUUUGCAUCCCAAACAUCAAAAGGAAAAGAUUCUUCCAAGCGUGAAAGAGAAAUCUCUACGGUUGAGGAUCCUUUUGAUGCUCCAACAUAUAAUAUCCCACAGAAACCGGUGACAUUUACUGAGGGGGCUUCAUACAGUCUUGUCAUUCUUGCAGGUCUUGGAAUAGCUGCUGCCGCAGCCUAUGGUGUUUUCUCGGAGCUUAUAUUUUCCCCAAAAGAGUACAAGGUCUUUGGAAUGGCUUUGAAAAGGGUUCAGAAUGACAGUCAGGUUAGUGUUAGAAUUGGCUCUCCUGUUACUGGUUAUGGUCAGGACUCUAGGAAUCGUGCUGCUCGUCAACGAAUUCCUCAUAGAAUUUGGACUGAUGAAGAUGGUGUUGAGCAUGUUGAGGUUAAUUUCUUUGUGCGUGGACCACAUGGAUAUGGGAAAGUUUUCACUGAAAUGUUUAAAGACAAGGAAGAAAAGCAAUGGAAGUUUACAUAUAUGAUUGUCGAGAUAGAUUCACCUUCCAAGGCACAACUUAUGCUUGAGUCUUACAUUCCGGGAGUUGCUACCUGAAAUCGUCUCUAAAAAAUAAAAUUAGACAUCACCCAUGGCUGGUCUUGUUGAUCAAUCCACAUUGUCCUGUUCACAAAAUAGCCUCCAUGGUUAUUUGGACACUUCUGAUUGAGCCAUCAUAGGUGUUCGCAAUUUACUUGCAGCUUGUAUGUUCUGGAUUUAAGUUUUAGAACAUUCAUCAGAAAUCAAUCAUCAAGUUUCAAGUUUGAGCUCUAUUAAAUUUACGAGAUAUAUAUUCUUACCCAAGAAUGUGAACCAUAGUUCUUCUCUUUUCUUGCAACUCGAGUGUAAGUUUGAAUGCUUUCAAGGAUUUGAAAUUUAGUGUCAUUACAAGAAAUUUUUUUAUCAA